Acanthaster planci (crown-of-thorns starfish) is the source of this 2164-nucleotide messenger RNA. RefSeq lists its product as uncharacterized. The record is from RefSeq and is a predicted model, not a curated record. Lineage: Eukaryota; Metazoa; Echinodermata; Asteroidea; Valvatida; Acanthasteridae.
UCGAUGUGUGUUGCUGGGGUAUAUAAAAUCCUGCACGGGCUGGAAUCAACCACAUCUGGACUCGUAAGCAAAGUUUGUUCAGAAACCUCGACGAAGCUGUCAUUCUUCGAGAAGUAGUCAACCUGAAAAAACAACAUGACUCGUUUAGUUUCACUACUCGUCUUGCUUCUGAUGAGAGCAGUCAUGCCGGCAACCGCGACUUCAGAAACGGUGAUCUUUACCUACCAUCUCACUGUCGGCCUCUCAUAUCCCGACAAGAUCUCUGUCACCCUGACAGCAAGGGACAACGACACGGACCUGAUUGGGACGGGAUUGUGGAAGAUGGGCGUCUUCGUGAGCCAGAAGGACGACCCUUCGAACACGACCGGAGUGCAAGCCUAUCAGGAACAAGCCUUGGACCAGGCCGAACAGGAUCAGAACGUCGUGGCAGAGGAGACCUUGACGUUCGACACUACCCUCUCCUUCCAGUUGUCGAAGCUGGGGGGCUGCGAAUCCGACUACAAGUACAUCUGUGUGUCGUUCUCCAAGGGCGACAAGCCCGACCCCUCGUUCGACUUGUAUAACAGCUUCGAAAAGUGCAUUCUGAUGGGUACCACAUGCCUUGCAGACGACGAAAAGCUCGUUUCCUUCAGCAGUUACUCAUGGAGCCUGAACGGUGAUACCCUCGACUUUACCGUGGCUUUCCACGACUCCUCCCGUCAAAACCUGGAAGGAACGGGCCUGUGGAAGCUCGAAGUAGGCUGGACAAAGGAGGACGACCCCAACGCUGCGGAUUCCCUGGACAAGAUGGACAUCCUGUCAUCGGAGCAGAGCAGCACGAAUUUGGUCAACGGCGAGAAACUCAGCUUUCGGGCGACCCUGACGUACGACAAGACGCAGGUCGGCUGCGGAGUCGAUCAGUAUCGCUACUUCUGCUUCACUUUCGGUAAAGGAGAUAGCCCCAAUCCAGACUAUGAUCUCUCAAGCAGUAUUGGAGGUUGCAAGCUGAUGCACACUUGUGAGGAAUUUUAGAUCCAAGAUGGCCCUAAGGUCGGGGCAGCCAUUUGAACGACAGAGACGGAGCGACAACCCUAGCAGCACAAUCAUUGUCAUAACUUCAGUAGUUCCUAGAGGAGGUCUUGGGCAGUAAAUUGAUAUAAUUUGCGGUGCAUCCGAUCCGACUCACUACCGCUGAUAAAAGACGGGGCAGAGAAAUACCCCUGUUCGGAAUGGGGUCCUAUAUUACCUGAACUUCCUAACAGCUUCAGUGUCAUUUUAUGGGAUCGUUGAUGCAAAAGAAGGGGGGGAAUUCGAUGACUUGGCUUGUGUAGUGCAGCAUAGAGGGAAGAGGAUGAGUGUAGUGGGUGGGCGUUCUUGGGUCAAAUCCCAGAGGGAAUAUAUUUUUUUAGGUUCUUUCCUGAUGGGAAAGUUAAAUUUUGAAAGGUUAUUAAAAUUACUGCCAAAAUUUGUAGCCAAGAAGUUUACCACAUUUAAGGACAAAAGCUCUCUUCAACAUGGUCUUGAUUGGGCAAUCCAAUUACGCCGGCCCUGUUCCGAUCACAGAGAUAUUUGUCUGUACAGUCCUCGUUUGUUAACAGCGGUGGUUGGUCGGAUCAGGUACCCAUUUUAGAGGUAUAUGCUUUUCGUAGCCUUCCAGUAGAAAUAAUUGUUACUUUUGGUAAAUUUCUUAAAAAUUACACAAUAUUCCAAAUCAACCAAAACGAGAUUGGCUGUUCAUCUACAGUUGGGCAAACAUUAACCUAUAUGAAACUGUAUUUUCUUAAACGGAUUGGGGUUUUCUGGGGUAGGGGAAGUAAUUUUGAAUUUAUUUCUAUAAUUCGUUAUUCUGCUUUGAACCUGAUGGUUGAUUUUUAGCAUUUUCCGUUUUCCGUUGGGGCUAUUUUGAAAUUUUCAGAUCAGUGCAGUUAAUCGAAAUGGAUAGAACAUUUAGAAGAAUACAGAGUUUUGUGUUAGCUUUUAUUAGGUCCUUACAGGAAAACUUUUGUUAUUAUUAUUGAAUUUGAACAAAAUACUGAAAUACAAAAUUAUUCUUUUGCAAUGAACUUUUAUGAGGUACACACAAGCCGUUUUUUCUUCAAGGAUAAAGGUAAUUUCUUAGGCCUAUCUGUCCAUAUGGUUAAAGGGUAAUCAAUAAAUUUGCAUACUGCUUCUGAUGCCAAUGAAA